AUGAAUUUCUUAUCUUUGAAUAUCAGAGGUUUGAGAGGGGGUGAAAAGGAAGCCUGGGUCAAGGACAUCAAAUCCAAACACGGGCUGAAUUUUUUAGCUCUCCAAGAAACUAAGGUUGGUAACACGGAAGGGAAAAUUAAAGGGAGUGGGGAGGAACUAAAUGUUUUAAAUAUUUAUGCCCCGCAAGGGGUCUCAGCCAAGAAAGUUCUUUGGGAGGCUAUCGAGGCUGAGAUUGGCAGGAGCUCUGGUUUGGGGAUCUUGUUGGGGGAUUUUAACGCCGUGCGGUCCCCAGAUGAGAGGAGAAACUCCGCUUUUAAAGCCCCUUGCGCCAGGAAUUUUAAUGCUUUUAUACAUAAUAUGGGUUUUGUUGAGUAUAACAUGACAGGGAAACAAUUCACUUGCAGUCGUGAUAACGGCAAGAAACUUAGCAAGAUUGAUCGGUUGCUUGUGAGUCAUAACUUCUUUAGCAAAUGGCCAACGGCGUGUCUUAGAGCUCUUCCUUGGCUAUUCUCGGAUCACUGUCCGCUUAUGUUGACUACAGUUGAAAAUAUUUUUGGGCCCAAACCAUUCAGGGUUUUUAAUUCUUUGAUAGGAAAAAACGGGGUCGAGGAGGUGGUUAAAGGGGCUACGGAGUCGUUUCAUGAUUCGGGUCCUGCUGAUUCGGUCCUGUCUAAAAAGAUGGCUUUUAUCAAGGACCACAUUAAAAAAUGGAGGGAUGACAUGUUAUUGAAAGAAAGAGAAGCCGAGAUCAAAGCUCUAGAGGAAAUUGAAAUUCUUGAAGAAGCCCUGGAAGAGAGAGAGAGAGCUUGA
Helianthus annuus (common sunflower) is the source of this 810-nucleotide messenger RNA. RefSeq lists its product as uncharacterized. Gene Ontology annotation, molecular function: catalytic activity. Lineage: Eukaryota; Viridiplantae; Streptophyta; Magnoliopsida; Asterales; Asteraceae. The record is from RefSeq and is a predicted model, not a curated record. The transcript is spliced from 2 exons. Bases 1 to 810 code for a protein of 269 amino acids.